AUGUCGAUGAACCUGACAAAAGGCAGAAGAGAACAGAAUGGUGAAACUUUCACAACGAAUGUUUUUCCCUCAGGGCGGCUGAGGGCUGGCAGCGGGAAGUUCCAAUUUAGGACCGUGACAACAAGGAUUGUCCCUGACAGUGGGCUCGGAAGGGGGAAGUUGCGAAUUUGGGCUGUGGCUGGCUCGCUGUUCGUCAAAGUCAUUAAGCGCCAAGCGCCAGCGAAGAGGGCUCAGCAAGCUCAGCCUUUUCAAGAAAAUGGGGACCCUGAGAAGUGUGGAGGAGACAAUAUGCGGAGGACAAAUCGAGCUGCAACGCAAGGGCGGGGAGUACUACUGGACAUGCGAAAAGAGAGACAUGAUAUCGAAUACAGGAUGGGCGCCGGCCUUGGGCAUCAAGAGAUCCGUGUUGGUGCUGUUACGACCCGAAUGUUGCCUCAACUGCACGAGAUGGAAUUUCGAGAGAUCUCAUUGUCUAGAACUCCCCGCUUGUGA
Molecule: messenger RNA, 492 nt
Organism: Truncatella angustata
Lineage: Eukaryota; Fungi; Ascomycota; Sordariomycetes; Amphisphaeriales; Sporocadaceae
Exons: 1
Coding region: 1-492 (163 amino acids)
Source: RefSeq, a predicted model, not a curated record